Molecule: messenger RNA, 1961 nt
Organism: Oncorhynchus tshawytscha (Chinook salmon)
Lineage: Eukaryota; Metazoa; Chordata; Actinopteri; Salmoniformes; Salmonidae
Gene: syngr1a
Product: synaptogyrin 1a
Exons: 4
Coding region: 402-1109 (235 amino acids)
Cellular component (GO): synaptic vesicle membrane; neuromuscular junction
Source: RefSeq, a predicted model, not a curated record
CUGUUAGGAGCGCGCCUGUGAUUGUCGAGAGUGAGUGCGCGUCAAAAAACUUGACUGCGCCGUAUGCGCGCGCUACUCACAAGAAAUGCUUGUCUGCUCGGCUUAUUUCUCUCCACCUUUCAGAUGAGAAAGGGCUAUAUAGGGAGAAGGGGAAGAGGUUGUUUAGGGAAAUAAAUUAGCUUCAAAACCACAGAAAGCAGCCACGGGUGGAAGGCUUUGGAUUGGCAAAGGGGCAGAGCAGAUACUAGAAUACAUUAAACCCGAGUCAAUCCCGUUCCAACGGGCAGCGUUAUAAUCAUACCAAGGUCAAUACACCGAACGAGCGCACCAACCCACGUAAUUUAACGUAUUAGGCUGGGUACUGAAUUCGGAGACGGGGAAAUCACCACCAGAAGCUGAAGAUGGAGGGGGUGAUGCAGGGGAUGCAAGCAUACGGAGCGGGGAAGGCUGGAGGAGCCUUCGACCCUUUGACGUUCUUUCAACAGCCUCAAACUAUCCUUCGGCUUGUGUGCUGGCUCUUCUCCAUCGUGAUCUUUGGCUGUAUAGCCAACGAGGGCUAUGUGAACCGGCCUGACGAGAUUGAGGAGUUCUGCAUCUUCAACAGGAACCAGAAUGCCUGUAACUACGCCGUGGGGAUGGGCACCCUAGCUUUCCUAAGUUGUGCUGCCUUCCUGGCCCUGGAUGUCUACUUCCCCCAGAUCAGCAGCGUCAAGGACCGCAAGAAGGCUGUGCUUGCUGACAUCGGAGUGUCUGCAUUCUGGUCAUUUGUCUGGUUUGUGGGGUUCUGUUUCCUGGCCAACCAGUGGCAGGUUGCCAAAGAGGAGGACAACCCUUUAAGGGAGGGCGCGGACGCAGCCCGAGCCGCCAUUACCUUCGCCUUCUUCUCCAUCUUCACCUGGGCGGUGCAGGCCUUCCUGGGCUUUCAGAAGUACAAGCUGGGGGCUGACUCGGCCCUCUUCUCCCAGGAGUAUGUUGACCCUACCGCCGACCCCAACGCUGCGGCCCCCAUGGGCACUGACUACACGGGCUACACCGCCGACAUUGACCCCGCGGCCAGCACAGAGCUAGCCUUUGAUGGCUCCACUGGCUACCAGGGCCAGGAGUACUGAGCCAGAGGGCCAAGGGAGGAGGAGAAGGCCCAGGGAGGGGUAUUCGGCAUCAGGGGUGGUUUAAGGGGACAUGGGGUGGCUUAAAGGUAGCCAAGUCCCAGAUCUGUUUGUGGUAGGUGUGAUAAUGAAAUACAGAGCCUUCAAAGUAUUCAAACCCUUUGACUUUUUACACAUUUUGUUGUGUUGCAGCCUAAAUUUCAAAUUGAUUCUAUGUAGACUAUCACUGGCUGACACACAAUAGCCCAUAAUGUCAAAGUAGAAUUAUGUUAUUAGAAAUGUUGACAUUAAUUUUUAAAAAUAUAUAAUUUAAAGCUGAAAUGUCUUGAGUCUGUAUUCAACCAUUAUUUCUUUUAUGUCAAGCCCAAAUAAGUUCAGGUGUAAAAAUGUGCUUAGUUUGAGCAUGGGGCAGUUAUUAAUUGGAAUUUGCAUGCUGUAUCAAUACACCCAGUCACUUCAAAGACACAGGCAUCCUCCUAACUCAAGGAAUCAUCUCAGAGAUUUCACCACGAGGCCAAUGGUGACUUUAAAACAAGAGUUUAAUGGCAGUGAUAGGGGAGAACUGAGAAUGGAUCAACAACAUUGUAGUCACUCUAUAAUACUAACCUAAAUGAUAGAGUGAAAAGGAGGCCUGUACAGAAUUUAAAUAUUCCUGUUUGCAAUAAGGCACCAAAGUAAAACCUGCAAAAAAUGUGGCAAAGAAAUUAACUUUAUGUCCUGAAUACAAAAUGCUAUGUUUGGGGUAAAUCCAACACAAAAUAGCACUGACCACCACAUUAUUCAUAUUUUCAAGCAUGGUGGUGUCUGCAACAUGUUAUGGGUAUGCUUGUCAUCGGCAAGGACUAGGGAUUUUCU